Lutra lutra (Eurasian river otter) is the source of this 4532-nucleotide messenger RNA. It is a transcript of the gene SNPH, whose product is annotated as syntaphilin. Bases 878 to 2590 code for a protein of 570 amino acids. Gene Ontology annotation, biological process: neuron differentiation. Lineage: Eukaryota; Metazoa; Chordata; Mammalia; Carnivora; Mustelidae. Gene Ontology annotation, cellular component: mitochondrion; cytoplasmic microtubule. The transcript has 7 exons. The record is from RefSeq and is a predicted model, not a curated record.
CCUACCAUCCACCUCACCCUCCCUUUCCCUCCCUCCCGGCAGCCCCAGCCCUGGCGAGCCGCCUCCAGCAGGGGCUCCGGAGAACAGGUCGGCGGCCUGGGCAGGGCAGCCGAAGCCAUGGAAGCCUCCGCAGGUUGCUGAGCAGGGCCAGACAGCCGCAGCCCCGACUGCAGAGGCGCUGCGCCAAGCGGGGCCGGAGCGGUGCUAGCCGGCGGGCUGCGGAACGCCAGCGGACUCAGGAGGCAGCCCCGCCACGGGGCAGGCCGAGCGGGCUCCCCAGAGGCCAUGACGUGGGAAGGGGUGAUGCCCGGCCAGGGGACUCCGGAGUCUGACCCCGGCUCAGUCUGAGCCUCCGCAGCUGGUGCCGGCCUGCCCCUGUUGGCCCUGCCCCACGCUGGGGGUGUGAAUGGGACAGGAAGCCCUAAGCCACACACCAGCGAGCACUCUGGGACGGUGACGUCGAGACUAGCCCAGCCUAACUUGGGGUUCCUGGUCCUGCUCCAGGAGUGCUCCGGCUUGCAGCCCCCGCCGAGAAGGGAGGAUUGUCCAGCGCGGGGUGGGGUCUGAGUCAGGGAUCGGGGGGCCUGGCUUGUAGUGUUGAGGACGCAGUGCUGCGCUGGUGGUCAGGUGGCCCUGCCCCGAUGCCUGUGUGACCUUGGGCAAGGCCUUCAAGCUUGCUGUCCACACUCAGUCAUCUGGAGAACUCGGGGUUGGAUCUAUGAUUUCUGGCUGCUCCUGAGGCCCUGACGACCGAGACUUUCAGUCAGGGCGCAGGAGUGUGGUAACAUCGCUGGUGAAGGCCACUGUGGCUAGCGCCUGGCCCACCAGGCCCUCACUCGGUCCUGGGGUGUCCUGCUGAAGGGUAAGAGAAGAAGCCAUGCCAGGCAGCGGCCCCAGCGAGAGAAUGACGUGGCCUGGUCCGGCCCUCCCCACGGCACCCCCAACGCGCCCUCUCUCCUCAGCCCCGGGGACACCGCCUCUCCCGCCCCUCACCCGGACCCGCAGCCUCAUGGCCAUGUCCCUGCCGGGCAGUAGACGGGCCUCUGCUGGAUCCCGCAGCGGGGGCCCUUUGGGCCGCAGCGGCCUGGCGGUGUUUGCCCAGUGCCCGCAGCUGCCCGCCAGCCAGAACGAGCACCUGCCUCUUCUUCCUGCCUCCAGGCGCACCUCUCCCCCCGUGAGUGUGCGGGACGCCUACGGCACCUCCUCUCUCAGCAGCAGCAGCAACUCAGGCUCCUACAAGGGCAGCGACAGCAGUCCCACGCCCAGGCGCUCCAUGAAGUACACGCUGUGCAGCGACAACCAUGGUGUCAAGCCGCCCACCCCAGAGCAGUACCUGACGCCCCUGCAGCAGAAGGAGGUGUGCAUCCGGCACCUGAAGGCACGGCUGAAGGACACCCAGGACCGGCUGCAGGACCGGGACACGGAGAUCGAUGACCUGAAGACGCAGCUGUCGCGCAUGCAGGAGGACUGGAUCGAGGAGGAGUGCCACCGUGUGGAGGCGCAGCUGGCCCUGAAGGAGGCGCGCAAGGAGAUCAAGCAGCUCAAGCAGGUCAUCGACACCGUCAAGAACAACCUGAUCGACAAGGACAAGGGGCUGCAGAAGUACUUCGUGGACAUCAACAUUCAGAACAAGAAGCUGGAGACACUGCUGCACAGCAUGGAAGUGGCCCAGAACGGCACAGCCAAGGAAGACGGCGCUGGGGAGUCGGCCGGCGGGUCCCCCGCCCGCUCCCUCACCCGCAGCUCCACCUACACCAAGCUGAGUGACCCUGCUGUCUGCGGCGACCGACCCCCCGGCGACCACCACGGGGCCUCUGCAGAGGACGGGGCUGACAGCGGUUUCGUGGGGACCGAGGACACGCUGAGCCGGACGGACGCGCUGGAGGCCAGCAGCCUGCUGUCAUCGGGGGUGGACUGCGGCCCUGAGGAGGGCUCGUUGCACAGCAGCUUUGGCCUGGGCCCCCGCUUCCCCGCCAGCAACACCUACGAGAAGCUUCUGUGUGGCCUGGAGGCCGGCGUGCAGGCCAGCUGCAUGCAGGAGCGCGCCAUCCAGACGGACUUCGUGCAGUACCAGCCGGACCUGGACGCCAUCCUGGAGAAAGUGACCCAGGCCCAGGUCUGCGGAGCAGUCCCUGAAUCGGGGGACAGGGGCCCAGAGCCGGAGCCCCACCCCCCAGGGCCCAAAGACUGCAGCUCCGCCGUGGUGGUGAUGGUGGGGGACGAGCUAGAGGCCCCGGAGCCCAUCACCCGGGGGCCGAGCCCACACCGGCCCGGUGCCAACCCCAGCCCAGGCCCAUCGGUGAGUGUGGCAUGCCCCGUGGAAGAGGAGGAGGAGGCGGCCGCUGAGAAGGAACCCAAGAGCUACUGGAGCCGCCACUACAUCGUGGAUCUGCUGGCUGUGGUGGUACCGGCCGUGCCCACGGUGGCCUGGCUGUGCCGCUCCCAGCGGCGCCAGGGCCAGCCCAUUUACAACAUCAGCUCCCUGCUGCGGGGCUGCUGCACUGUGGCCUUGCACUCCAUCCGCAGGAUCAGCUGCCGCUCGCUGGGCCAGCAGGGUCCAAGCCAGGCGGCCGGCAGCUCCCAGCUGUGAGCGUGUGCGGCCCCGGCCAGCAGCUCUGUCGGCCUGACCAAUAAUCGUAGGGGUGCCGCUCUCCUCCUGCUCAUGCCCCGGGGGCCUCAGCUGCUUGAUUUAGUUUCGGGUAGGGGAUGUGAACAGUGUCGGGGGCUGGGAGUCGGGGUUGGGGGAAGGCACCCCAAACUGUGAUAGGAGACAAAGGAAGAAAGACCAAAGGCAGAGAGGCACACGGAAGGGACACAUUGCAGAGCGAGGAGGUGGGGAGGUUCCCCAACCCAGCCCACCUGAACCUUCACACAGGGCCGCCCGCCCCUGCCCAGAAGUCUCCGGGGUGUCGAUGUGGGGAGGCUGGGCCUGAGGUGCCCAGGGGAGCCUCCCCACCCCCACCCCGGGUCCCAUCCCAUUGCUGCCCAUCCAAGCCUCCUCCCCAGCCACCCCCUGCCCUCAGUCCAGCCUUCUGGGCUAGUAUUACCUUCUUGCGUGGAGGCAGCUGCCCCCCAGAGUACAUGCUACCAGCCCAGGACUCUCAUCAGGGUCUGCAACCCCUGGGCCCCAGCUGCAGUUCUAGCAUCUUCCAACUGCUCCUCGCUUUGGGAUUCGGAAGUGUAGUCAGGCCAUAGGCAUGGGCCGGUGGAAAGACGGUGAUGGGCAAGAGGCGGCAGAGCGCAGUGUGGCUUCUGUGUCUGUCUGUCCGAGACCUUCCCCAGGCUCUGUUUCCCUCUCCGCGCUUCUGGCUGUGUCAGACCGUUCUUCCUGUGAGAGCUGAGCCAGACAGGCUAGUGCUGGGGCUGGAGCCUCUGCCGGCCAGAGAGGAGGAGGCAGGGGCCGGCAGUUCAGGGGCGCUCCUCCAGCCUUCUGAGACAAGGUCCGGCAGGCUGGCAGGAGGGCUGGACUCGGCAAUCCUCCGCUGGUUUGAGAAGCUAGGGGCCAUGAUGGCCCCUGAAGCUCAGCCCGAGUUUCACUGGGGGCCUCGGGCCCAGCUUCCACUUUGCACUAUGUUCACUUUGGGGCUUGGCUCUCAUGCGCCCCAGCAUCUCCACUGAGGGGCUGCUUGCAUUCUAGUAGGGCUCCUAAACUUAGACCUAGCUGCCUCUGGAGGAAAGCCAGCAGGAUGGACGGCAAGAUGAGAUACGGAAGCCAUGAUGUUUGUCCAGGCCAAAGCAGGGCACCCGGGUCAUCUCCCAGGCAAGGACGGGGCCUCCCUGCUCACAGCCCUGAGGCCACUUGGCCUGGGAAGCUUCACUGUCCCCCCUCCUUCCCUGGGACCCGACAUUGGGUCCCCCAGCAAAGCUGCUGACCUUUUACCACCACUAUUAUUUGACAAAGUAAACCCGCUCCUUCUCCCCAGUGGGGCUUAUACCCGUCUGGUGGCCCCUCCCACUCUUCAGAGAUUAGGCCCCACAUGGGGGGCAGGUGGCCCUGGCGGGACCCUGUAUCUUACUCAUUCCUCUGGCCCUGGGGCCACUGGUUCUCUGCCAAGGUUGCUCACCGGCCCCCGCUGCUCCCACAGCUGCCGCCCGAGUUGGGGGCUCCGCCUUUCUUCUCUGCACCCUCCAAUCAAAGGGGGGGCCCUGCAUGCACUGGGAGUGGGCAGCCAGCUCAGCCAUGGGGCCGGCAGCCCCCUCUGCCACAUGCUUUGUGCCUCCAAAGCCUCCUUUCCCUGGCUGGGGCCUCACACCACCCGUCCUUUGCAGAGCACCACCACCCCAGCAGAAGCGCACCUGAAGUCCUGGGGCCUGGCUGGGGCUGCCCCACAGACACUGGGGUUGUGCCAUGGAGGGGCCGUGGACACACCCAAUCCAAAGCCAAGCCGGGCCUGGCCGUGGACCCUGCCUCCCGUGCUGUGCACUCACGGAGCUGCGUAGCAUCUCCUUAGAAAUAGUCCAAGCUUUGCCAAGAAAAUAAAUGUCUGACUAUAUUUGACAACAUGAAAUCUAUAUAUUUUUCACACUGGAAU